Messenger RNA from Periophthalmus magnuspinnatus, 3477 nucleotides. It is a transcript of the gene hells, whose product is annotated as helicase, lymphoid specific. Gene Ontology annotation, cellular component: nucleus; pericentric heterochromatin. The transcript is spliced from 23 exons. Gene Ontology annotation, biological process: pericentric heterochromatin formation; negative regulation of gene expression via chromosomal CpG island methylation; lymphocyte proliferation. NCBI's taxonomy places the organism in Eukaryota, Metazoa, Chordata, Actinopteri, Gobiiformes, Gobiidae. Gene Ontology annotation, molecular function: ATP binding; ATP-dependent chromatin remodeler activity; chromatin binding. The record is from RefSeq and is a predicted model, not a curated record. Bases 183 to 2723 code for a protein of 846 amino acids.
AGCCUGGACUCUGCAGCAUCAAGCACUUACACAACACUCUGGGCUUUUCUCAGAGGAAAAAAUUGUUUAUUUUUGUUUUACAGCAGCAGCAUUUUGCAUAUCUCCCACCAGCCGCCGAUAAAAGACUUAUUCGACACUUUUUCACUGUAGUUUUACUUUGGAAAGAGGCUAAACUCAGUAAAAUGAGCAGUGUGAAGAAAGAAACCUGCAGUGGAUCCCCUCAGUGUCCUGAACCGGACGAGUCUGAGGAGCCGACGGGGACCAACAUGGAGACUGGAGGCAGUGAUGAAGUUAAUGUGAAAACCGAGCCGCUCGUGAUCACCAAAGAGAUGGAGGCUGAGGAGCAGCAGCUGAAGGAGGAAGGAGAGCGCAAAGAGAAGGAGAUGAUGGAAGAGGCGCGACUGUCUCGAGAGCGGGACUCCAAUGAGAUGCGAUUCAAACGGCUCCAGCACCUGCUCCAGAAGAGUAACAUCUACUCCAAGUUCCUGCUGACCAAGAUGGAGCAGCAGCAGAACGAGGAAAAACUCCGUAAGGAGAGACUUGAGAAGAAGACGAAGAAGAACUCCACUGCCGCUGAUUCUGAUAAAGAUAAAAGGAAGCGUCGAAGGGAUGAGGAUUACAAAAUCGCUGAUGUUAUGUCAAAAGAGGACAUAAUGUCACAGUCAAAAAAAGCUAAAGUGGAAAAGGACGACACAGCUGAGCAGAAGUCCCUGGACACUGAAGACCUUGAGAACAUGAGUGAGUCCAAUGAGUCCAUAAAGAGCCGGCUCUCUGCGACUGUGCGGGACAAGGCCAAACGGCUCCUGGACCCCAGCCGCAAGGUGAACGGCGAGCCCGUCCCGUUCCAGCAGCCCGCCCUCUUCACCGGCGGAGUCAUGAGGUGGUACCAGAUCGAAGGCAUCGAGUGGCUAAGGAUGCUGUGGGAAAACGGGAUUAACGGGAUUCUGGCCGAUGAAAUGGGUCUGGGCAAAACCAUCCAGUGCAUCGCUCACAUCGCCAUGAUGAUCGAGAAGAAAGUUCUGGGGCCGUUCCUGGUGGUGGCGCCGUUGUCCACUCUGCCCAACUGGAUCAGCGAGUUCAAGCGCUUCACUCCUCAGGUGUCAGUGGUUUUGUACCACGGGCCUCAGGCUGAAAGAGCAAAACGACUGAAACAAAUCCGCCGCCCUCACGAGCCUCUGGGCAUGUGCCCCGUGGUCGUCACCUCGUUUGAGAUCGCCAUGAUCGACAGGAAGUACCUCCAGCGUUUCCAGUGGAAGUAUCUGAUUGUGGACGAGGGUCAUCGCAUCAAGAACCUGAACUGUCGACUGGUCCGAGAGCUGAAGAUGAUGCCCACGGACAACAAACUGCUGCUGACGGGAACGCCGCUGCAGAACAACCUGGCCGAGCUCUGGUCUCUGCUCAACUUCCUGCUGCCGGAGGUUUUUGACGAUCUGAAGAGUUUCGAGUCCUGGUUCGACGUGGACUCUCUGGGCGUGGCCGAGAGUCUGGUGGCGUCUGAACGAGAACACAACAUCCUCAGCAUGUUACACCAGAUUCUGACCCCGUUCCUUCUGAGGAGACUGAAGUCAGAUGUGACUCUGGAGGUUCCUCCUAAGAAGGAGAUCGUGGUUUAUGCUCCUCUGACGCCCAAACAGGAGCUGCUCUACACGGCUAUCGUCAACAACACCAUCGCCAAGAUGCUGGGACGAGAGAAGACUGAAGCUCCAGUGGAGUUAAACUCUGAUGGUCGGCCAAAGCGACGAUCACGAAGGACUGUGGACUACAGUGAAAUGGACGAAGAUCUGGACAAAUACCUGGAGAAGCUGCAGAAGGAGCAGGAGCAGAGUCUUGCGGCCUCGUCCUCUUCGGUGGUGGACGUCCAUUCCCCUCUGGACGCAGAGAUCAACCUGAAGCUGCGUAACAUCCUGAUGCUGCUGAAGAAGUGCUGUAACCACCCGUACCUCCUGGAGUACCCCCUGGACCCCACCACACAGGAGUUUAAGAUCGAUGAGCAGCUGGUCCGGACCUCGGGCAAGUUUCUGAUCCUGGACCGACUCCUGCCCGCGCUGAAAAAGAGAGGCCACAAGGUGUUGAUCUUCAGUCAGAUGACGUCCAUCUUGGAUCUGCUGGUGGACUACUGCUACUUAAGAGACUUUGAGUACAGCCGCCUGGACGGGAGCAUGACCUACGCCGACCGAGAGGACAAUAUCAAUAAGUUCUUCAAAGAUCCAGAGGUGUUUGUUUUCCUGCUCAGCACCAGAGCUGGAGGUCUGGGCAUCAACCUGACCGCAGCCGACACCGUCAUCAUCUUCGACAGCGACUGGAAUCCUCAGGCGGACAUCCAGGCUCAGGACCGCUGCCACCGCAUCGGCCAGACCAAACCUGUGGUGGUUUACCGCUUUGUCACGGCCAACACCAUCGACCAGAAGAUUUAUGAACGAGCCUCCGCCAAGAGGAAACUGGAGCAGAUGGUCAUCCACAAGAAUAAGUUUAAAGGAGCAAAGACUGAGCUGAGCCAAGGAAAGAGCUGCAUCGACCUGGACGAGCUGAUGGAGCUGCUGAAGGGGCGGAGCGACGAAAAGCAGGUGAAGACGUCGAGAGGAAAAGUUCUCAGCGAUAAGGACCUGGAGGUGCUGCUGGACCGCUCUGACCUGCUGGAUCAGGGGAGACGUCGGGUGAAGCAGGAGAAGGCGGGUGUGUUCAGGCUGGUGGAGGACGAGGGGUCAGAGGUCGUCCUGUCCUGAACUCCCCAGUGUCUCUGGAGAUGAGCCUUAAACUACUGUUCCUCAAACUGACCGCCGCCCUACACUGACCGCCGCCCCCGCCCUGCUGCUCUUCUGGAUGUUUGUUUAAACCACUAAAGACUGGACUGAGACUUGAACAUCUUUAAUGUGUCGGCCAUUUUAAAUAAGAUUCUGUGUCAAAGUCAAACUGACAGUGUAAAGUUUUGAGACUCGAGCGUCUGCAGCAGAAGAAACAUCAGCCCGUUAUUGUACUGUAACCUGCACCGUCAGGUGUGUGUGUCUCUGUGUGUCUCUGUGUGUCUCUGUGUGUCUCUGUGUGUCUCUGUGUGUCUCUGUGUGUCUCUGUGUGUCUCUGUGUGUCUCUGUGUGUGUCUGUGUGUGUCUGUGUGUGUGUCGUCUCUUCUCUCUCUCUCGUGGCAGAUUUCUAAGAAACAUCAGUGUGAUCCUGAGCUGAUCCUGAGCUGAUCCUCACUUGUGUGACCACGUUCUGUUCUGUUUAGUUUUAUAAAACAUGUUCUGCUUAAAAUCCAUGUAGAUGCACUUGUACAAGCACAUAUUUGUACACAUACAUGUACUUGUGCACACAUUUGUACUUGUGCACACAUUUGUACUUGUGCACACAUUUGUACUUGUGCACACAUUUGUACUUGUGCACACAUUUGUACUUGUGCACACAUUUGUACUUGUGCAGGUUUAACUGGGACCAAGAGAAACUGAUUUUGUUUAUCAUUUUUUAAUAAAAAUCCCAAUAAUC